GACUAUAAAUACUCAGCUCCCACAAACUUUUUUUUCCCCCUCAAAACAAGCCAAAAAAAAACGACAAGAGAAUUUUACUUAACAAAGCGAAAAGCACAAAGUCUAAAAAUGACAAAGCGGUCGCCCUUAGCAGUGGUUGUCGUCCUGAUCAUGGUAAGUGCCCUUGUGUCUGUGAAGCCGGUAGCGUCAUCGUGUUAUGAAUCAUGGUACGGCUCAUCUCGUCCGCUCUCUCAUAAGGAGCUGCAAUGGGAGUCGCAGAAGAGCCUGGCCGUGUUUGCGGUGGAGGAGCACAAUAAGGAGCUCUCGGGUGCUCAACGGUUGAAGCUGAUAAGCAUCGACGAGGGUGUUUAUUACCCUUUAUCGCCCAGUACGGAUUUUACCAGUAUGAAUAUUACUGCAUCCAACAGCUCUGGCCAAGCCAAGUACUGGAUCUUUGUCACCCACAGCAUUGCUUAUGAUCACCUUGACCUGAAAUGCUUCGAGAAAAUUUAGUUAAAGAUGGAUGUUAUUUGAAAGCUUUGCGUAUAGUAAUAAUAAUGUUUUGAUGUUUGAACAUCAUACAAAUAUUUAUUUUCUGAAAUGGGGCCAUAUUGGUCUUGCAUUGUGGUUUGGUGGUGGCAACGGGUAUUUAUGUCAAAUUCAUUAGGGUGCUGGUGGGAAUCGAUAUGAGAGAUCUCUUCUAUCCGCUGGGUUUUUGGUGGAAGAUGAUGGGGAAAAAGAAGUGUGGGUAAGCUUCAAGUACGAGAAGAAGCUACCUUCUGGCUUCUGCUAUUGCUGUGGGAGCAUUCUGACGAUCGACUUUUAAAGAGGAAGGAGGGCUAGGCUUAAAGAGCUUCAACCAUUUCAAUAUUUCCCUCCUCACAAAACAAUGACACGAAAAACAAAUAAUAAAAAGCUAAGGGAAGUAUAGAAGUUGGUUUACAAAAAAAAGUGAGGACAUAGUUGAAAAUUUUAGGUUCAAGGUCUGAAUCACAAAACUCGACAAACAUUGCCAAGAUAGACAAUACCAUCCAGGCUUCGCCGGUCUCCAACAAACCAACCCAAUCGACUUCUGCCUGUCUCCUCCCAUGGCCUCACUCCCUUUACUAAAAGCUCGCUCGGUCUGUUGCUUCAAGAGCUUAGUUCUGACCGCAAGCUCCGUAAAAUGUGUUAACUGCUUCUCGAACACAUGUACAUUCCUAUUUUUUCCAUAACUGCCAGCACAAGAUACCAAACAGUGAAGGGUCUACACACACACCUCUUCCUGUCACGUAGUGAUGCAUCCACCACAAAAGGUCUCUGUGAUAAACGCGCUGCUACAGAUCGGAAAAUAGCUGGAAUCGAUAAAGUAAGAAUACGAAAGCGAAAAUCGAAAAACACAGACACACGAUUUACGUGGUUCACUAAUACGAUGUGUGUUAGCUACUCCACGCGCGAGAGAUAGCCAGUUUCACUAUCGAGGAGAUUACAGAUUAUAGAGGAGAUGAGAAGUAUUUAUACUUCUCCAUGAGACCCCCCACUAAUCCAGUCGUAGCGGCUGAUAGCCCGAUUCAAGUCACAUCAACAAAUCUCCACCUUGACUUGAAUCUUCUUCCUCUGAAAACUCUGAUGUACUCUACUCCUUCUCUCUCUCUCCCGCCAUCAAUGCCCCAUAGGGCGGAGUCACCCACUCAAGACAUUCAUCAUGUUCUAGCGCAACAUCUUGUUGAACCCUGGAAAGCACCCUCCUUGGUAUAUUCCUAUGGGCAUUAUCCUCCGCGCCCCAUGGUGUAUCACGUCUGCCGAAUUUGAAAUGUGUGGAAGCAAAGGGAUUAAUUAGUAUAGUAUAGCUCAAAGUAAAAGUCAAACGAACUG
Messenger RNA from Linum trigynum, 1833 nucleotides. Lineage: Eukaryota; Viridiplantae; Streptophyta; Magnoliopsida; Malpighiales; Linaceae. The record is from the annotation of a GenBank genome assembly.